Geosmithia morbida is the source of this 1170-nucleotide messenger RNA. Its product is annotated as Pfam:DUF124. Lineage: Eukaryota; Fungi; Ascomycota; Sordariomycetes; Hypocreales; Bionectriaceae. The transcript is spliced from 3 exons. Gene Ontology annotation, biological process: inner mitochondrial membrane organization. The coding region runs from base 1 to 1170 and encodes 389 amino acids. Gene Ontology annotation, cellular component: mitochondrial inner membrane. The record is from RefSeq and is a predicted model, not a curated record.
AUGCGAGCUCACGCGUCGCUGGUGCAGAGGACCACAGCCCGUGGUCUGCGCCUUCAACAGCAUCCUGCGACGUCGUACGUGUGCCGACAGUGCAGGGCCAUCCAGAUCAGCUCAGCUCCUAGCACGGAUGCGCCGCGAGCUGGCGGAGAUGCCUUUGGGUCGUCGAUCGAGCCUCUGAGGCAUGCGGCCGAUGCCCGGUUCGAAGUGCUUGGAUCGCCCUACUCGGUCCUCUCGGUUACGCUGUCAGCCUCGCAGAGGCUGUAUACCCGGAGGGGCACAUUGGUGGGCGUGGCAGGCAAACCAGACAAUGCCCAAUCCACCCUGUCCAUUCUCAACCCCCUCACGCGAGCGGCUUUUGGCGUCCCGUUCCUGUACCAGCGCAUCUCGGCGACGACCCCGAUAACGGCCCUGAUCUCGACCAAGGCCCCGACGACGUCCUUCUCUGUAGUGCACCUGGACGGCACGACAGACUGGAUGGUGUCGCAGCGGAACGCCCUGCUGGCGUGGACGGGUCACACGCUGACGCCGUCGGCGCGCAUCCAGAGCGGCUUGUCUCUCGCCCACUGGGGCAGCACGCACCUCACCGGUCGCGGCGUGGCCGCCCUCUCCGCCCCGGGCCAGAUCUACCGCCUCACCCUGGCUGAAGGAGAGGAGUUCGUCGCCCACCCAGGCAGCGUGGUGGCGUACUCGGUGUCGCGCACCCCGCCUCAGCCGUUCCGCUUCAAGAGCUCCAGCUUGCGUCUGCAAGUCCCCUCAUCUCUGACGUCGUGGCUCUCGCCCUCCUCCGAGGCCGAGUGGCUGCGCAACCUGCGCGCCUCGUCGGCCUACAAGGUUGUCGCCCGCGCCCUCUACGGUCUGCGCACCUCGGCCCGCCGCACCAUCUGGGGUGACCGUCUGUUCAUGCAGUUCACCGGCCCUACCACCCUCCUCAUGUCGAGCCGCGGUGUGCGCGUCGCCGACUCCCUCACGACCGAGCAGGUCAAUGAGAUUGCCGACGCCCCUGCCGGUGUCGUCCCCCAAGCUGUCGAGUUGGCUUCUAAGCCCACCGCUGCCAUUGAGGCUGGCAAGACGGCGGAGAAGCAGGCCCCUAGUGCUGUCAGCGUUGCGCCUACGCUAAAGGAUGGCAAGGUGACAUUUGAGGAUAAGAAGGAACUCAAGGAGACGCUGUAA